Messenger RNA from Sciurus carolinensis (gray squirrel), 4800 nucleotides. RefSeq names its product Rho guanine nucleotide exchange factor 26 (gene Arhgef26). Gene Ontology annotation, molecular function: guanyl-nucleotide exchange factor activity; protein binding. Gene Ontology annotation, biological process: activation of GTPase activity. Bases 494 to 3037 code for a protein of 847 amino acids. The record is from RefSeq and is a predicted model, not a curated record. NCBI's taxonomy places the organism in Eukaryota, Metazoa, Chordata, Mammalia, Rodentia, Sciuridae. The transcript is spliced from 14 exons.
GGGCGGCAGGGAAGCUCUCGCCCUGGCCGCUGCAGCGCUCGGUCCCUGACGCGGGCCACCCACCGGGCGGUGGUCGCCGCUUGGCCCCGGCGCCGCAAGUGCCCGAAGGCGAGCCCGGGCCGCCUGGGCGCUGGGGACCCACGACGGGAGCGGGCGGCCGGAUGGCGGCGGAGGGGAGCGUCCCGCGGCGAGUUUCCCGAGAAGACUGAACUCGCCCCAAGUUGCUCGUGCCUCGGUUCGAUCCCGGCGAGUUGGUGGAGGCGCGUUCCGUGCGGGUGGUCCUUGGGCGCGGAGGGACGCGGAGGCGACAGGAUCCAUCCGCCUGGGCGGGCGCCGCUUUCGUCCGGAGGGUGGGCGCCGCGCGCCGCGUCCGCGCCUCCGCAGGGGUCCCGCCGGCUGGGACUGGCGCGCCCGCAAGACCUGCCCGCUGCCGCGGGCACAGCUCCGACGCUCGAGUGCUCUUGGGCCAGCCCAGCGCGGGGCCGGCCCCGCCAUGGACGGCGAGAGCGAGGUGGAGCUUUCCAGCCACCGCUUGACCCCUUUGUGGCGGAGGCGCUCGACCCCUCCGCCCCAGCUGCCGGGCCGCGGCAAGCCGAGGCCCCAGUCCUACCAGAGCCCCAGCGGGCUGCUGAUUACCGACUUCCCGCUGGAGGACCGCGCGGCGCCCCCCGCCCCGGCCGGCGGGACGGCGCCGCGGAGCCCGCUGCGGCCGUGCACCCCGGGCAAGGCGCGGACGGUCUCCCCGGAGCUCAGAGCCGCCUCUCCCCGACUCCGCCGACCCGGGUCGCCCCAGGUCUCCAAAGCGGCGGCGGACGGCUCCCCGAAACCCGCAGCGAACGGCCAGGCUGCCUCGCCCGCGCCGCGCACGCCCAGCGCCCCCGGCCCCGAGCGGAGCCCCGCAGGCUGGAGCGCCCGCGUGGUGCCCUCGCCCACUUCCAAUGACCCUGUCCUCCAGCACGACUCUCCUGGCUGCGGCUCGCAAUGCGAUCCGCCAACUAAGGACCCCGAACGGGGGCCCUCGAGCCUCUCUCCUGCGCCCCAGAGAAGGUCUUCGGAACAAAAGCUCCCCCUCCAGAGGCUGCCCUCCCGGGAGAACGAGCUCCCCGAGAAACCCUCGGUGGUCUUGAGCACAAACAGCCCCGCCGCCCUCAAAGUGGGCAAGCAGCAGAUCAUCCCCAAGAGCCUGGCUUCGGAAAUCAAACUCAGUAAAGGCAGCGGGCAGCACGUGGAGCCGCACAGGAGGCUGCUCAAGGUGCGCAGCAUGGUGGAGGGCCUCGGCGCGCCCCUGGGCCACGCGGCCGAGGAGAGCGAGCUGGAGAACGACGUGGACAGCCCGGGCUCCCUGCGCAGAGGCCUGCGCUCCACGUCCUACCGCAGGGCCGUGGUCAGCGGCUUCGACUUUGACAGCCCUACCAGCUCAAAGAAGAAGAACAGAAUGUCCCAGCCUGUUCUGAGAGCAGUGUUGGAAGACAGGGAGAAGUUUUCCAGCCUGGGAAGGAUCAAGAAAAAAAUGCUGAAAGGACAAGGAACAUUUGAUGGGGAAGGAAGUGCCGUCUUGUAUCAAAACUACAAAGAGAAGGCCCUUGACGUGGACUCUGAUGAAGAGUCAGAGCCCCGAGAACAGAAGUCAGAGGAGAGGCUGGUGAUUCACCCUAAGCCGCUGAGGUCCACCUGGAGCCAGCUGUCUGCGGUGAAAAGAAACGGGUUGUCUCAGACAGUCAGCCAGGAGGAAAGAAAGAGACAAGAGGCCAUCUUCGAGGUCAUCUCCUCCGAGCAUUCAUACCUACUCAGCUUGGAGAUCUUGAUCCGAAUGUUUAAGAAUUCUAAAGAACUGAGCGACACGAUGACCAAGACCGAGAGGCACCACCUCUUCUCCAACAUCACCGACGUGUGUGAGGCCAGCAAAAAAUUCUUUACAGAGUUGGAAGCGAGACAUCAGAAUAACAUCUUCAUCGAUGACAUAAGUGACAUUGUGGAGAAGCACACGGCGUCCACCUUCGACCCCUACGUGAAGUACUGCACCAACGAGGUCUACCAGCAGCGGACGCUGCAGAAGCUGCUAGCCACCAACCCCUCCUUCAAGGAAGUGCUGUCGCGGAUCGAGUCUCACGAAGACUGCAGGAACUUGCCCAUGAUCUCUUUUCUCAUCCUCCCCAUGCAGAGGGUGACCCGCCUUCCCCUGCUGAUGGACACCAUCUGCCAGAAAACCCCGAAGGACUCCCCCAAGUACGAGGCCUGCAAGAGAGCCCUGAAGGAAGUCAGCAAGCUGGUUCGACUGUGCAACGAAGGAGCCCGGAAGAUGGAGCGGACGGAGAUGAUGUACACAAUUAACUCCCAGCUGGAAUUUAAGAUUAAGCCCUUUCCCUUGGUGUCCUCCUCGCGCUGGCUGCUGAAGCGGGGGGAGCUGACGGCCUUCGUGGAGGACACGGUGCUCUUCUCCAGGAGGACCUCCCGGCAGCAGGUCUACUUCUUCCUCUUCAACGACGUGCUCAUCAUCACCAAGAAAAAGAGUGAGGAGAGUUACAACGUCAACGAUUACUCCUUGAGAGAUCAGCUCUCGGUGGAAUGCUGCGACAGCGAGGAGCUCGCUUCCUCCCCGGGCAGGAGCGGCUCCGCCGUGCUCCACUCCCGGCAGAGCGCCGCCUGUCACCUCUUCACCCUGACGGUCCUGAGCAACCACGCCAACGAGAAGGUGGAGAUGCUGCUGGGCGCCGAGACGCAGAGUGAGCGGGCCCGCUGGAUCACCGCCCUGGGACACAGCAGCGGGAAGCAGCCUCCUGACCGAACCUCGCUGACCCAGGUGGAAAUCAUCAGGUCCUUCACAGCCAAGCAGCCGGACGAGCUCUCCCUGCAGGUGGGGGACGUGGCGCUCAUCUAUCAGCGCGUGGGCGACGGCUGGUAUGAGGGGGAGCGGCUUCGAGAUGGAGAAAGAGGCUGGUUCCCCAUGGAAUGUGCCAAGGAGAUAACCUGCCAGACGACCAUCGACGAGAACGUGGAGAGGAUGGGCCGCCUGCUGGGCCUGGAGACCAACGUGUAGCCCGUGGUGCCUGUGGCCGCCAGGUCUGCGGGACGGGGUGGCGGGCCAGUCGGUGCCGCCUGGUUUUACGUUGGUUCCAUCGCAGCCCGUUUGGUUAAAGGGAUGAGAACACUCGCCCUUGAGCGCGCCCGCGUCCUGCCCUCUCAGGAGGACAGUUGGUUCAGGAAGCUCGGUGUCUGCCUGUCGGAGCCGUCCCCCGGGGCUCCGGUGGCCUCUGCUCUGGCGCCACUGCAUUCUGGCACGAAGGAAGAAGACAGCCGGCGAGACGCGGGGCCCAGCACUGUGGCCCAGGAGCACUGCCCCGGCUCCCGCCAGCAGCACCUUGUCCCUAAGGAAUGUAUUUCCUGCCUCCAGUUCACUUCGGAAAGAACCAGUGGGUCUCAGAAAGCAAGCUGUCCAGUUUUUCUAAACCUUUUUCUCCAAAAACGGGGGUGACACAUGAAGUUGUGCCGCGAUUUCCUCGCUAGGAGGGAAGUGAGGAACCCGCGUGGGGUUUUCUUGCGGCCUCUCGUUCAGUGUUGGUCCUGGGAAAGUGCAGUUUAACAAAGCCCAGUCACUUUAAGUAGCACAGAACUCAGAUGGUCACGUAGGGGAGGCGUGGUGGGCCAGGGCAGGGAUCCCGCCUGUCUUCCAUGUUUUCAGCAGAGCUGAUAACCUGACCUGAGGCUGCCUAGCCUUCAAUGACGCGUGGCUUUUGACCGUCCCCACUUGUUUCCCAGUAGGAGAUUGGCUGGGACGUGCCUUCGCAGCCUCCAGGAAGGGACAGUCAGCCUCGGUGUCCCGAAGCCAGUGUGACACCUGCUUGAACGGUUCUGACCUUUGCACCAGCAGCCUUGCUUGCUGGGUUUGCAGUCUCUCUGAACUCAUGCAAGAAGAGACAAAAGUCACUUAAAUAGCAGGUUUUGUAAAGGGGUAACGAGGGCCUGGAAAACUGGGAGGGGAGAAGUGAUUCUUCCUGGCAGCUGUGUUUCCUUUCUGUUCCAUUGCCUUUAACAAAGGGGAAAACCUGACAGAGCAGACAUUACCAGAGGACUAAGACCUGUGUCUUAAGUGUCCCGGCUCCUGUCUGUCGAGCAGUCACUCAAACUGCAAGGCCCCAGGUGAGUGUGUGUGGCUCACAGGACCUGCACACUCCAGCCUGGGCAGGUACGGACACCCUCGAGUUGCCGUCUGUCACCUGUGCAUGCCUUCUGUUGCAAAGACAUUCCAGGCCCCAGUUCCACGAGGCCUAAGCAAGUUUGUGAAUGAAGCAGGAGCAGCCCAGGCUCACAGAGGAGGCCUAGCGCCUCUUCAGUGACCCCAUGGAGAGGGAAUGAAAGGAGUUACCUAGUGUCACGCUUUAUUUAGGAAGGAAGGUAAUUCCGUGGCUCACAAAGGGGUCAUUUUGCAUUAUUUUUGCUAAUACUCAGUUGAAGCUAAAAAACCAACUGCGUGAAUCCUGUGAAUUAAUUUAUAAGUGGAAAUGAACAGUUUUGGAAAUGUGUGCAUUUUAUAAAUCAAAGAGGGCAGAUCAGGACUCUGUUAGGGACGGGCGGCAGUGCGCAGAUACAUGACGCGUUCACAGGGUUUCCUUUCAACCGUGAAUUGUUUUUAACUUGACAUGGUAUUUUUUUUCCCAAACCUGGUUCACUUUCUUUGAAUACCUUCUCUGAAUUGUGCAGUGACUGUUCAUGGAAAACAAAUAUGCUGUUUUUGUUCCAGCAACUUGAGACUGCUUGUACACUUUCAACAGAGUUUGUGAGUUUAUAAAGAUUUUGAAUAGA